AACAAUGAUUGCUCAAGGCCUACGAAAACGGAACCAUUUCGAAGCGACCGAGUCCCAACAGGCCGACAGCGACGCCACAAACACAGCUCAGCCAAAGAUCAGAGCUUUGAUAAUCAAUCGGGAAGCGGACGACUCCGAUGAAGAGCGAGAGCUCACAAAUCUUAAUUGGCUCUUACGAAACCAGAGCUUGACUUGGCCAAAAACAAUAGAUGAGACCGUUCCAGAUGAUGAGAAUGUUCAUCAAACUGACUUCAAUGUAACAGAAGCGGCAAAUGAGGGAAGUCGGCAGAAACAACACCAAGGAGAGAACCCGCGUCAACAGCCAACAAAAAGCAAGCACUCCAUAAGGGCUCUGGUUGCGUUUCCAACUCAAAACAAGCAUCCGAUUGCCUCACAACAAAGUUCACCAUCAAAACGUCCGACUCCAGCAGAGCGUUACGAAAUUUUUAUCAACAAAAUCAAACGCGAUUUGGCGGAAUAUGAAAAGUCGGCAACCAACUAUGAGACAGACGUAACUGAGAAGCCACCGUUCAACUAUUCCCAUAUUAUUGGCAUGGCCAUGCUUGAGAAUGGACGUGUCACACUUCAGCAAAUAUGCGCGUGGAUUGAAUCGAAGUUCGCAUUUUUCCGAGUCCGCAAGAAGUGGAAUAACUCCAUCAGGCAUAACUUGUCGCUGCAUCAUUGUUUUCGUAAAAUCGACCGGAAGCGCGAGGAAAAGGGAAAAGGCGGGUAUUGGGAGUUGGGCGUGGAUCCAAAGAAAUGUGAUAGGAAACGCAUACGAAAUCGGAAAACAGCGCAACCCAAGCAGACCUCAGUCCAAAGUGUGCUAACGGACAGUAGCCCACUGGAUCAACAAGCUCGUGAGCUCGAAGCAAUGCCUAUCUUAAAUGUGGGUGGUGUCAGUGAAAACGAGGAGGAAUUGGUCGCAGUCGCCCAAGCGGCUGAGACGGUCUAUAGCAUUUUUGAUGAGCACGACCAGCAGGUGGCAUUAAUGACGCCGUUGCCCACUUAUGCACAGCUAGCUGAGAAGGCGACCAUUAACCAAACCCUGCAGUCAGAGCAGCAACAGCAACUCCCCGAUCGAAUCGAUGUGAAUUUGUCCAGCGUGCCCAUCUCUCAAUUAGACAAUGGCGGGGGCGUCGCCGCCUCAUUUUGCUCCGAAGCUUUUCCCACGACCAUCGAGAGUGCAGGUCUGCAACAGCAAUAUGAACUGGGCACCAUAAUUAUAAGCACUACGGGGAUCAUUGACGACUCGACGACGGCGGCUGGCCUCAACUAUCUAAUCUCUGAUAAAUUUGGCUGUCCGAGCAUGAUUUACGCCGAGGAUGAGGUACCGCCGGCUAGCGAGAAUAUUGUCAUAUCAUCGCAUAUGUCGACAGUGCUUGCUUCGGUUACGGAUGACAUGGAUGCCAAUAUGGAUGUGGAUGGGGCUUUGAUAGCACCUGCCGUCUCGAGCUCCGAACUGUUGAGCGGUUCGGAGACUUUCCCAAUUUCAGCUGGUAGUCUGACUAUUAAUUGCGAUUACGCCAAUUUCCGCCCCUACAUGGAUGGCAUCGAUGAGCCAUUCCAAUACCUCCACAGCACAGAGAUCAAUCGGAAUGAGGACAUCUUAGACAACCUGCUUGACGUUUGUGUUAGAGACUAUUGA
Molecule: messenger RNA, 1648 nt
Organism: Scaptodrosophila lebanonensis
Lineage: Eukaryota; Metazoa; Arthropoda; Insecta; Diptera; Drosophilidae
Exons: 4
Coding region: 5-1648 (547 amino acids)
Biological process (GO): regulation of transcription by RNA polymerase II; cell differentiation; anatomical structure morphogenesis
Molecular function (GO): DNA-binding transcription factor activity, RNA polymerase II-specific; RNA polymerase II cis-regulatory region sequence-specific DNA binding
Source: RefSeq, a predicted model, not a curated record